AUGGACCGUACCAAAGCGAGUUCCGGCAUUGUUGGCUCGGAUGAUGCGUUACAAGCUCUGGACGGACGAACUUCGUUGCUCUCGUCUGAUGAACGCAUAGAACGCAAAAACGGUUUCAAUCUCACAAGCUUGAAGGGAUCUUUGAUUUCCGGAGCACACGAAGUCGAACAAGAAAAAGAUGACAAUCAAUACUCAGAAGGCGAGGAGCUGUCUAAUCAAGAUGAACUUGAGAGCGACAACGAUUUCGACCCGAUUGACUCAUCGCCAAUGUACCAUGUUGAUGGGCAGGAUACUUACGAAGGCAAGUUUGAAAUUGGUGCCGAUGAGGAUGGUGAAAAUUCAGCCAAGCAGAAGGACGGUCUUGUUGGUGUGAAGAACAAUAUGCGGAAUGAAGAUCAAAAUGCGUAUGAGAAAAUUCUGUCUUUGGAAAAUCAAAUCUUAUCGUACAAGAAAAAAAUGGAGGAGCUGGAUGAACGUGUUGAAGAUCUCGAAAUCGAAAAGGAAAUGGCACAAGAAGAGAAGCUUGCUUUAGAGGAUGAAAGAAAUAGUUUAGAACGACAAAAGGAUUUUGCGUUGGAGAAGUUACGUCUGAUGUCGAUUGACUACAUAAACAUUGAAAAUAAACUGGAGGAAAAAAACAAAAAGGAAAUGGAGCUGGAAAAUAAAGUCAAGACUUCAAAUGAGGAAAUUCGAGAGUUGAAAGAAGAUCACGCUAUCUUACUGGAAGAGCGCAAUAUUUUUGAAGAGCAAAAUAAAGAUUUGUUGAAGAAUGUAGAGGAACUUAACAAAAAAAUAAUCGAACUGGUUGAGCAGAAGACUAAAUUAUCAAGCAAACUGGAGCAUUUUCAAAGAGAUCAUGAGAAGUUGGAAGCUGAACACGCGACCAUGAAAGAGGAUAAUUCAAAACAAAUAGACAGCUUAGGGGAGGAGGUGGGUUUGCUCGAAGAACAACUCGCUCGUAUUCAAGGCGGUGGCGAAUGGGUUGAAGAAUAUGAAAGAGAAAAUGCGAGAUACGGACCACGUAUCAAGCAACUUGGAGAGACAAACAGAAAUUUAGAGAAACAAAACCGAUUUUUAGAAAAUCAAAGGAGUGAGCUACAAUCUCGCCGAGAUUACUUGACUAUAGAAAAGGAAAAACUUCUUUCACAAGUAGAGGAUUUAUCAACUAACAUGGAGAUGAUCAGUAAAAACAUGAACUCGGCGAAAGAACGCCAUGAAGCACGGAAGAUUGAGUUUUCCGAACAAAAAUCAAGACGCACGGAAGAAAUCAAGCAGGCAGUUCAUCUAAACGAAUCUUUGAGACAAGAAUUAGACGAAAUUCUCGAAAAGCGAAGAAUUUUGGAAAAUCAAGUUAAGUCAGCCGAAGUUGAAACUUCUGACUUGUUAAAUAAAGUUGAGAAUCUGGAGAGUCUGAAAGCUAACAUUAAUGACUUGGAAAAUCUACAUUCAAUGUCCACAGGGAAGGAUGCACUAUAUUCCAGUAAUGGGACGAAUCAUAAGUAUAAUAAUGGAAAUCAGGAGGCAAUUAAGAAAAAUGAGCAAUUGCAAUCUGAAAAGGAUGUGCUGAAGACAGAAAAUGCUAAACUAUCAAAGAAUCUGCAAGAGAUUAAUGACAGGAAUCAACGUUUAGAGAUUCAGCUUAGUGAAAUGGUCGAUAUGAUGGAGAAUAGAUCAUGUGACCCGCACAUAAAACCUGCAGAAACUGCAAAACCUCAUAGGUGGACUUUAAAUUUGGGUUCAGAAGAUGAAGGGAGAUUUGAACGUUUGGAAAAUGAGAUAUGUUCCUUACGUACACAAUGUAGUUCGAUGCGGGCCGAAUUGCUCUCCAAAAACGAACAAAUUUCGCAACUGGAACAACUUCGUUUGUCACUGGACUCCACAAAACGUCAGCUUUUGGAACAUGAAAAUGUGAUCGUCGAGUUGAAAUCGAAGAUAGAGCUGAACGAGUUAGACAUCAAAUCCAAAGCACUUAAGAUCGAGCAACUGCAGCAGUGUAAUAGCGAGACUUCCAACAACAUGACACAAAAUGUUGGAGACAUUUCUCAUAGUACCAUGAGUUCUAGUAAUGAUUCAUUCAUUUUUCAAUACGAGAAUAUGAUAGAAGAGUUGAAGGCAAAACUUGAUGAUGCCUACGUUGAAAAUGGUAAAUUGCUGCAUCAACUUACCCAAGUGGUUCAAAGAGCACAGGAUGAUAUCAAAUUAACGAAAAUUGAAGAGCUCCAGAUUCAAAAUGUGGAGUUGCAACGCAUAUUGAGGUUGAAGGAGGAGGAGUUGAUUAGGGAACAGAACAGGAACUUUGACCAUCCGGCAAAGUCUUACUCUACGCGAAACGAAGGGCAAAUUCAUGGUGAAAUUGUCGAGGGGAUAAGUGAAUUGGUGAAAAGUUCAUUUAAUUCCACGGAUAAGGUAAUGGAUGUUUCGCUGUCGCAAGACCUUUCAUUCUUGCGCAGUGGUGAUUAUAAUCUUCGGUCAGCAUACACUCCGCGCAGGUCAAGCAUGAGAUCCAUUCAACCAGAAUUACAGGCACUAAAGGUCCAACUAGGAAAUCUACACGAACAACUUGAGUCAAAGAACCUUGAUGUUGAGAAGGCAAUAUUCACCGCCCAAAAUCUUUCUAAGAAGCUUUAUGGCGCGCAAGAAAAAAUCCAGUUCAUGGAAGAUGGCAUACAAAACACUGAUAAAGCAAUUUCCCUUUUGCGAGACGAAUUAAUUCGCAAGCAACAGGUAAUCAAUGAAAUGGAAUUAAAAUUGCAGGAUAUAAUCUGUUCACAAUGCAGAGGCCCAAUCUCGAACAAUGGUUUGAAGGAGAUAUCCGCGAGCGCUGUUUCGAAUUACAGUAUGAUGAUAGAAAAGGAUAAUGGGAUUACUCUGAAAAAGAACAUGCAGACCGUGGAAUACGUUGAUGAACUAAUGAGGGUCGUCUCGCAACAAAACAAUUUCGCAAACCUCAGUAAAUUAAAUAUCUCACAGUCAAUGCAGAAUAUUCAACAAAUGGUUGAAGGUUUGCAUCAACAAGCCUCACAUAUGCAGAAAGUCAUGGAGGAAAACACUGAAAUACUUAAACGCCUGGCGGAAUCGGCAUUCGCGGGAUCUCCCAAGAAACAACGAAAACAAACCCCACGCUCAAACAAUCUCAAUCGUGCUUCAAGGAUGAUCGAUGACAUGCUGGAAAUAAAACGUGAAGAUCUGAAAGCAAUUGUGGAUGCGGGAGAAAGCAUGAUUAAUAUUCCCGCAAAUAUCGUUUCUCUAGUUGAUGGCUUUGCUGCCACUGUUUUUGAAGAAGAACUCAGUAAGUCAGGGAUCGAGGUUCAUGUCCAAUUAUUCGAGAAUUACAUGAAAAGGAUUGAGACAUUCGAAGUUUUACAAAAGCGAAUUAUCCAAGACGUCAAUGAUAAUCGAAAGAUUUUAAGCGGUGAUCUCGAUAAUAAUAGCAAUCACAGUCUUUUGAUAACAAGCAUUCAUGAAUUAUCAGCGGACAAUAUGAAAUUAUCGGCUCAGAUAAAAGCGUUAAUAAUGUCACUGAAAUCGAAAGAAAAUAUCUUUUCAGAUAACAGCAUUUUCAUAACCUCUGUUAAUCGAGGAUCGCAUGAAGAAGUUGAGAAAUUACGCAAAUUGGUCUCGACCCAGGGUCAAGUUAUUGAGAAGUACGGAGAGGCUCUUGAGUUGUAUAAAUUGAAAGAAGAGCAGCCACAGAAGGAAGAAUCUAAAAUUGCUUUGAUCACGAACUGUGAUCAAGACGACCAACACGGUUCGCAGACACAACUCAAAAAACUUCAUGAGGCGUGGAGGCUAGAGGUAAACGCUAAUGCAUCCCUUCGUAUAAUAAUUAAGGAGAUGAAGGCAAGAUCGGAAAGCAAGGAAGAGGAAAUGAAAAAAAAAAUCGAAAUUUUAGAUGCAGAACUUAGCAAUGUAUUUGAACAACUUCAAAUAUUUAAAUUGCGUGCAGAAAAAUUUGAGUCCAAAUUCCACCAAACGGAUGCAUCUCUUAAGAAGCAACUUGAGAUUGGAGAGAAAAUGCGGAAAGAGUGGAACGAAGUAGUUGAAGAGCAAGCCAAAAAUAUGGAGGUAUUUAAGCAACGUAUGAACAAAGAGCGCACUCGACUAAAGGAAUCUAGCACCAAAACUAAGGCUCAACAGCUUGCGGAAUUAGAAACGAAUCACAAGGAACUUGAAGAUUCUUGGAAACAGGAGAAAGAAACCUUGAAUAAAAGAUUGAGAAUUCAUAAGGAAACAUCUGAGCGUGAAAUCAAAAAUUUACAGAAGGAAGUAGAAAAAUUGAGCUCGAUUAUUAAAGAUCUGAAAGAAGAAAUCUCGUCUAUUACAGCAAAUAAAAAGACCUUAACUUUGGAAAAAGCUCUUUUGACUAAAGAAAAAACGGAAUUGCAACUGCAGUUAGAUAACAUGCAAAAAGAUGUCGCCUCAGAACGCGCAUCCCAAAAGAUAAAGGAUCUACAAGGCGAACUUCAAGCCGAAAAGGAGAAGACAUCAAAAUUGAAUAAAGAAAAGAAUGCCGCAAUCAAGGAGAAAUCCGAGUUGCAGCGAAAGUACUUGAUUUCUAAUGAGAUGAAAGAAUCACUUGAGGUUGAUAUACGUGACGAAAAAGAGCAUGUAAAAGCUCUCGAAGUGGAGAUUCAAAAUAUCACUGAUCAAUUGCAGUCCGAGCGCCGUGACCAUCAAUUCAAGAGUGAACAACUAUCGAGAUACGAAGACGAAUUGCAGGCUGUACAAGAACAAUGCAAUAUGUUAAGAGAAAAACUGGAAGAAAUGCAGGACACUUUAAGCCAUGAGCGUAAUCAAUUUAAGAUACAAUUACAACACAUUGAAGCGGCAAGCAAACAUCGUGGCGCACCCAUUGAUGACGAAGUCAAGAUAAUUUUGGAUAAAAAUUCGAAGCUGCAACACGAUCUCAUCGCCGCAAAUAACAAACUUCAAGAGUUAAAGGAAUCGGCGCAGAACGAAAUCGAUGCCCUUCAAGAAGAAUUCCAGGUCACGCAACGGCGACUAGAAUUAAUGGAAGAAUUGCAGGCGAUUAAUACCAAUUCGGUUGAUGCCAAAAGGGACGAAAUUCAUGAAGAGUAUCAGCGGAAACUUGAAGAACAGGACGCAAAAUAUAAACACAAGUAUCAAUCUGAACUAAGGAACGAGCGAAAGAGAUACAUUGAAGAGUGUGACCUAUUAAUUAAAGAGAUUCGAUAUCUUAAAACUAAAUGUCUGCGAGAAUCAGGAUUCCGUGCUGAUUUGAGUUAUCAAAAAAAGUUUAUGAUGUUGUUGCUUGGUGGUGCCGAAUCAUGUGAACAAGCAACCCUCCUUUUGAUAUCCGACAUACAAAAUCCUGUCCAUCGCAUGACGCACUUGAGACCUUCACCGUUGUUGAUUAAAUUUCGCGGCGCUGUAACGGCCAUACUGGCAAUCCAAAGAAUGAGGUAUUAUUAG
Molecule: messenger RNA, 5433 nt
Organism: Acaulospora colombiana
Lineage: Eukaryota; Fungi; Glomeromycota; Glomeromycetes; Diversisporales; Acaulosporaceae
Source: the annotation of a GenBank genome assembly